Nelumbo nucifera (sacred lotus) is the source of this 2893-nucleotide messenger RNA. Its product is annotated as putative receptor protein kinase ZmPK1. Gene Ontology annotation, molecular function: ATP binding; protein serine/threonine kinase activity. Gene Ontology annotation, biological process: recognition of pollen; protein phosphorylation. Lineage: Eukaryota; Viridiplantae; Streptophyta; Magnoliopsida; Proteales; Nelumbonaceae. The record is from RefSeq and is a predicted model, not a curated record.
CAAAUUGCUAGUUUCGGCGAAGUUUGAGUUUUCCACGAAAGUCGACCGCGGAAUAUUGAUUGCUGCAAAUGAAGAGAAAAAGAGAUGAGCCUCUGGCGGCGAUUAGCCGAUGACUGUUCUUUAUUCUCUCUUUCGUUCCUGGCCUUUACGUUGAUGUCGUUGAAAGUUUGAGUGCCCUCCUUGGCAAAAGCAUUAACACCAACCAGAAAUCAGGGCGGAACCCCAAAUUUUCCAAAAGAAUUUCAGACGAAUUGAAUUCUAAGACCAAUUUAUCUCUGCUCCAACAUGAGACACCUAAUUCCUCGUUGUCCAGUCAUCCCUUUUUCUCUUCUGUUCGGUGUCUUCUUUUACUCUUCUUUUGCAUCUUCAACACCAAGGAGUUAUCUGAGCAGACAUUCCUCUCUAUCAGUCGAAGAUUUUGCUUCUGACGUUCUUAUCUCUCCUGACAAAUGGUUCACCUGUGGAUUCUACCCGGUGGGUACUAACGCAUACAGCUUCUCAAUCUGGUAUACCAACUUAACAGACAAAAGCGUUGUAUGGAUGGCUAAUCGAGACAGGCCCGUCAAUGGCCGACGAUCCAAAGUUUUGCUGCGUAGGGAUGGGAAAAUGGUGCUUACUGAUGCCGACGGCUCAAUCGUCUGGUCCACCAACACCACCGGCACCGGAGUGAAAGCCGAGCUCCUCAAUACGGGGAAUCUUGUCCUGCGGGACCGUUACGGUAACAUAUCCUGGCAAAGCUUUGAUUCACCUACUGAUACUCUUCUCCCUUUACAGCUCCUUACGAAGAACACGAGACUGAUCUCUGCAAAGGCCAAAGGUCAGUACUCCUCCGGCUAUUAUAUUCUCUAUUUCGACAACGACAAUGUUUUGAGAUUAAUGUAUGAAGGGCCUGACAUUACUAGUGUGUAUUGGCCUAACCCCGAGAUGGGUGUGUUUAGAAACAAUAGAACGAGUUAUAACAGAAGCAGAAUUGCAGUGCUCGACGAAAUGGGUAGUUUUUCGUCGAGCGACAACACGGGAUUUUAUGCUUCUGAUUUGAGUUAUGGGAUUCGAAGAAGACUGACCAUGGAUUAUGAUGGUAAUCUCAGACUCUAUAGCUUAAACGAGUCAGCUAGGCUCUGGGUUGUGACAUGGGAAUCUCUUCCGCAACACUGCAUUGCGCGUGGGUUGUGUGGAAAGAAUGGGAUUUGUGUUUACACACCAGAGGCCACUUGUUCAUGCCUGCCGGGUUACAGAAGAAGUGAUCCAAGUAAUUGGAACAAAGGUUGCGAGCCUAUGUUCAAGAGAAGCUGCGACAAUCCUCAAGAUGUGCAAUUCGUGGAGCUCCUGCAUACAGAAUUCUCUGGAUUUGAUUUUAACCUUGCGUAUUCCAUACCACUAGAGUCCUGCAAAGAGCUCUGCUUCAACAUGUGCUCUUGUGAGGCCUUUACAUAUAGAAUAUCGGGAGACCCAUUCUGUUACUUGAAAGCUUCACUUUUUAAUGGGUACAGUACUCCGAACUUCCCAGGCAGUGUAUAUUUGAAACUCCCCAAAAGCUUGAAAAUAUCAGAAACUUCCACUCACAUAGGAUCUUCUAAACUCACUUGUGGAACUAACAGCACUGAACCCCUGGUGAGUCAAUCUGGAAACUAUAAGUUGAAGAACAAGACUACAUGGAUUUAUCUCUAUUCAUUUGCCUUGUCGAUUGGUGUAAUUGAAGCAUUAAUAAUUGCAUUAGGUUGGUGGCUUUUCUUUAGCAGAAACGAGAUGUCAAGGUUGAUGAAAGAUGGAUACCGUGUGAUGUUCAGUCAAUUCAGGAAGUUUACUUAUGCUGAGCUCAACAAGGCAACCAAGAAGUUCAAGGAUGAGUUAGGGAGGGGUGGCUCGGGAGCUGUCUACAAAGGAGUUUUAGGGGAUAAUAGAGUGGUUGCGGUGAAGAAAUUGGGAGAUGUGAUUGAAGGAGCAGAAGAGUUUUGGGCUGAAGUGAGCACAUUUGGGAGAAUUAACCACAUGAAUGUGGUUAGAAUGUGGGGCUUCUGUGUAGAAGAGACUCACAGAUUAUUGGUCUACGAUUAUGUGGAAAAUGGUUCACUUGAUAAGCACCUAUUCUCCAAUGCCAUCAUUUGCAGAAAUAGUAAAACUAGUUUUUUGAAUUGGACGGACAGGUUUAGGAUUGCUAUAGGAACAGCGAAGGGUUUGGCAUACCUGCACCAUGAGUGUCUGGAAUGGGUAAUCCAUUGUGAUGUGAAGCCUGAAAAUAUACUUUUGGACAAAGAUUUUGAGCCUAAGAUUGCAGAUUUUGGACUGUCCAAAUUUUCUCAAAGAGGUGGAUCUGGCUCAGAAUUCUCUAGGAUUCGAGGAACAAAGGGGUACAUGGCUCCAGAGUGGGCUCUGAACCUUCCUAUUACUGCCAUGGUUGAUGUGUACAGUUAUGGGGUUGUACUCCUAGAAAUUGUGAAGGGUACUCGGCUUUUCAAUUGGGUGGUUGUGGAUGGAGAAGAGGAGGCAGAGAUAACAAGAUUUCUCAAGAUGGUAAAGAAGAAGAUUGAAAGUACAGAAGAUGCAUGGGUUGAAGAUAUAGUGGAUCCAAGAUUGCAAGGACAGUUCAACAGGAAUCAAGCAGUAAUGAUGAUUAAGAUAGGUAUAUCCUGUGUGGAGRAGGAUAGAAGCAAGAGGCCAACCAUGGACAUGGUAGUGCAAGCUCUAAUAGAAUGUGAAGAUGAUGAACCAGAGAUCUUUACUGCAAGCAAUAGCAUUUUGUAAUUUAUGGAAAGAAAACGUACAAAACUUUCUUUCUACCAUCAUACAUGGAUGUUAUUUGAUGUAGUGAUUUGUAUUUCUUAUGAAUACAUUCAAUAAUUUAUGCAAAGACACUGUAACUUACAGCAAUAAGCAUUAUAAGAUAUUUUCAUCA